AUGACUGAUCCGGACGAAGUGGGGAAAGAAGUGUGGAAGCGAUGGAUACUCGAGGCGAUACAUAAGAUAAGGUCACAGAAACAGCGGCCAAGCGUGGAGCGAAUAUGUCAUGCUAUAAGACAGCAUCACAAUUAUCAUGAGGAUGUUGUGUCUGAACGCCUAGAGCGUGCGGUGCGUGAGGGAACCGUGUUGAAAGUUUACAACAAAGGUCAGAGUUCCUAUAAGGAUCCAGGCGGGUUGCAAAGUAGAAUUUUACGUAUUGGACCUGAUGUGGACGUGUCGCGAGCGGUGGCUAAGGCGGUUAGGGAGCUAGGCGAGAGGGACGGCUCGAGCUUGAAGAGUAUAGAGAGAUAUUUGCGACAAGCAUAUCAAUUGACUGUUGAGUCUGGGGCCGAUGUGAGAACUGUGGUACGUGCUGCGGCCAAACGAGCCGUUGCACGAGGGCUUGUGACCCAUCAUGCAGGGAAUUACAGAGCCACUGAGAGACCCUUGACUUCCACAGACCGCCCUCUCAAGCAGCGUUUGAAAUCUGCACCAGACAGCCCAGAAAAGAAGCAAAACCAGGGAGGAGUGCCAGUUUGCACUGAGUGCCUUGGUACUGAAAUACGGAAUCGCCUUGGGGCAGCAGAGGAUCUGAUUUGUUGCUACCAGUGCAAAUCCUAUGCUCAUCCAACCUGCCUUGAUUUGCUGGAGCAUGUCAGUUUACCUGUCUUAAAGAGCGUGCGCUGGGCGUGCGGCGAGUGCGCCAGCUGCGGCGCGUGCGGCGCGCGCGGUCGGUGGGCGGCGCGCUGCGGCGCGUGCGCCCGCCACGCGCACCCGCGCUGCCGCCCGCCGCCCUGCCGCUGCCGGGCGCCGCGCACCGGCGACGCCGACGACGCGCCCGCCCCCAGAUCGCCGGCGAGCGGGACGCCGAAGAAGAGGAAGCAGAAGGCGGCUCCGCGACGCCCCGAGUCGGACGACGAGCCCUCGGACGGUAAUGCAUCGCCGGCGUACGCGCGCCUCCCGCCCGAACAGAGAAUGUCGAAGGAGAAACAGAAGUUUUUCAGAUUCUCCGCGUUCAAUCUCGUCAAGCGACGCCGCUGCAGGGGCUCCUCGAGCGAAUGGGAGGGCUGGGAGGGACGCUCGCGAUGGGGCGGCGUCAGGGUAACGAGGGUGCAGCGGGUCGAGCUCAGGCUGGAGAGGCACUCGGCCGCCACCGGCACGCCCUCCGACGCGGACGACUCCUCCACCGACUCCGAGUCGAGCGGGCGCCCGGAGCCGCCCCUGCUGCGCGCCCUGCAGGCCUACGUGCCCCCCGCGCCGCCCGCGCCCCCGCCCCCGCCCCCGCCCCCGCCGCAGCCGCAGCCGCCGCGCGUGCCCACCAUCUUUGAGCGCCUCGCCAGCGACACGGGCCCCGGCGGAGUUUGGGGCUUCGCCGCCGAAGCGCAGAAGGCUCGCGACCCGCCCCCGCCGGCGGCCAGCCCCCGAAGCCCGGGCGCGCCCGCGCCGGCCCCCGCGCCCGCACCUCCCCGCCCCGACCCGCCGCCCCAGUCGUCCGACACCGGCGCCGCGGACAGACGCCGGCGACGCAGCAGAUGCGGCGACAGGCUGUUGACGACCCUCUUCGACGGGCUCUCGGAAUUCUACUCGGUGCGGACGGCGUCCCGGUCCCAGUCGCGCCACAGGCCCGAGAGGUGCAAAGUGGCGGAGGACAGGCAGGUCCUGAAGGAGACGCGGAGCACGUUCAAACGCUACCAGGCGACGCUGAGGCGCGACGGGACGGAGAAAGGGCCGAUGGCCAGCCCCGCGAAGGCGGGCGCCAGAGGGGAGAAAGAGGCGGAGAGAGAGAGGCCCGGUCCCGGCAUGACCGCGUCGCAGCUGGUCAGGGGCGCGGCGGUGAGCAAAGAACGCAUUUCGGCGGAGGAGGCCGAUAAACUGUACAGAGGGCUCGCGAUGGCGGCUCGGCAAGCCGGCGGAGAUCGGCCGGCCACCAAUCAGACGGAUGGCAUGCGCCUACCGGCCGGCGUGACGGAGGCGGACGCAGAGUUGUUCGCUCAGGCUCGGGCGAACGCCGGUGGCGUGUCGGGGGCGGAGCCCGAGGCGGCGCCCAUCACCCCGGGGACUGCGCCCCCGCCGCCCAGAUGUCCAUCCGCCAUAGAGUUUGGCCAGUGGGAAAUCGAGACUUGGUAUUCAAGUCCCUUUCCGCAAGAGUAUGCAAGGCUGCCGAAGCUGUUCCUGUGCGAGUUCUGCCUGAAGUACGCGAAGAGCCGCGCGGUGCUGAUGCGGCACCUGGACAAGUGCCUGUGGCGGCACCCGCCCGCCACCGAGAUCUACCGGCGCGCCGACAUCUCCGUCUUCGAGGUGGACGGCAACGCGAACAAGAUCUACUGCCAGAACCUGUGCCUGCUCGCCAAGCUCUUCCUCGACCACAAGACCCUCUACUACGACGUGGAGCCCUUCCUCUUCUACGUGCUCACCAAGAACGACAGCAAGGGCUGCCACCUCGUCGGCUACUUUUCCAAGGAGAAGCACUGCCAGCAGAAGUACAACGUGUCCUGCAUCAUGACCAUGCCGCAGUACCAGCGGCAGGGUUACGGGAGGUUCCUCAUCCAUUUUAGUUAUCUGCUCUCAAAAGAAGAAGGCCAGCCUGGCACGCCGGAGAAACCGUUGUCGGAUUUAGGACGGGUGUCGUAUCAUGCUUACUGGAAGUCCGUCAUACUCGAAUAUCUGCAUGACCACAGAGAUAAGCCUUUCACAUUCGAGGAUAUCGCAUUUACGACGGGAAUGCACAUGAACGAUAUAGCCGUCACCUUUCAGUUGCUCGGCUUCGUGAGAUACGUGCCCGACAACGACUCGACGAAAUUGGGCAUCUGCGUGGAUUGGAACAGGGUAGACAAUCACGCGAAGAAAUUGAAGAGUAAACCGCGCCUCGAGAUUGACCCGGAGUGCUUGCGAUGGACACCGUUGCUAGCGCCCACAGUGAAUCCUUUCAGAUCGCCCGAGGAAGGUUCUGGAGACCAGGACACGGAAAACGACGAAGCGGAAUUGAAAACAGAGAGUGAGGACACCGCCACUGAGUCUGAACUGGCCAUCACCAAACUGGAGAUCACGUCCAAGUCCGAAAAAGACUCCGACUUGCCAGUUGAAGUGACCUCCUCAGGAAGGCGGCGGACCCGCCCGCUUAAGUACAGCGAGACCACUUACCAGACCACGCCGAACGUCGCCGACGGCAAUCGCAAGAGGAAACGGGAUGCGAACAGGAAGAUAUCGGAAACUAACGUCGACGACGAGAGACCAGAGAGGCAGCAGCGUAGUAAAAGCGUUGCGCGCAGAUCGUCUAGGGCCGCUCAGAACGAGGCUAACGACAUCAGUGUGCUACACAGGAGCAGACGGCGGAGUGUCAAAGAGACCUCUUACGCGUCGGACAGCCAAGAGAGCCAGGAGAGCGUCGACGCGGAAAUCAAUAACACGCCCGUGGUUGCCACGAUCAAAGCUAAAUCGAAAAGAAAACUCGCCUGGAGGGGCCGACAGACGAAGAGGCAGAAAGUCAACAGGGCCAACAUCGCGCGAGGCAGUUCGCCCGAGACCAAGAAGUCAAAGAUCAUCGCAACAAGCAAUGAGGACGUCAACGAUUAUAAGACGGACGAUUCCGCUUCGCAGCCAGAAACGGCGUUGGACACCAUCGGGGAACAAAUGCAGCAGACCAUUGGCGAUCAGACUGAUAGCAAAGUCGAGGAAAAGGCUAAGAAUUCUGAGGGUAGCUCCGAGGAUUCGUCAGGGGAGGCUGAUGAUGAGAUGGACGUUGAAGAGGGUGAAGACAGGCGAAGCGUGCCCAGUAAGCCGGCUACGCCGCGCCAUCUAGAAGACAACAGCACAGACAAUCAUACCAGUGACAUGGAGCUUGACAGCAUUCACAUGGACUCACCAAAGUCUAUAGCCGAGAAAGAUCAAGUUAUAAACGAAACGUCUGCUGGCGAGAACCCCGAGCACGAAGAUAUCGCCGAUGGCAAAGAUAAUAAUCGAGUGACACCAGAUGCCAGCAUGGUCGUAGAUGAGGCGGCACCCAAAGAAAUCAACGGUGAACAGAAGGAAGAACCGACUAAACCCGAUAACCGAAAUGGGGAGAUCCUUGCCCCGACGAAGCCCCCACACGACGACAAGGAAACCAUAGUUAUUUCUGAAUCAGACGAUAACAACAGUCAAAGUUGCCCGUUGCCUUCGCCCAAGCCUAAUAAUUUGGCACCCGUGGACCACCCUAAUGAGGUUAAAACUAAAGAGGUGGAAAGCGCGAGUCCUGUAAAGAGUUUGCCGGUGGUGUCCACCGAAAACUCUCAUAUUGUGUUAGAUGCGAAAGUUCAAGAGGACGCGCCGGCUAUACGACCCCCCGUAGACCUCAUCGUACCGAAGAUACAUCAGAUAGAAACGAUAGUUGUCGAAGGUGAAUCGGAUAAUGCCACUUCUCCUUUAACGGGCGUUUCGCCUAAGAAGACUGACAGUACGGUGCACAAUGAAAUAAAACAAAAGAAGCCCGAGGAAGAAAGCAGAGAAAUGAACCCCGAACAGAAGAAGUGCGAAAUCAGAAAAGAAACUGUAAUUCAACAUCAAGUUACGGAGGAGAUAAAACAACCAGAGAAAAAAUCACCGAAUAAAAUCGAAACGAUCAUACAGAGUCUAGAUCCGAACAGAGAUAUGACAAGCAAUAUUAAAAAGCCCGAUCCGCCGAAAUUAGAUUCCUUUGCCGACAUGGACAUACGGAAUAAAAUUCAAAGUCCAAACACGAGUAAAGAAAGUGACCUUCCAUACAGAAACGACACAAGUAUGAGGAAGGAUGAAAUUGUAAUUUCUAGAAGUAUUAUCGAAACAAGCAUUCCGGCCUAUCAAAACCCUGUCAGCAACUCAAUGACGAUACAACCGAUUAAUACUUAUUUGCCUAAUAGGACUGUCACAAAGGAAUCCCAAGGAGUACAGACCGACAAGCUUCCACAUAAGAUAAAUGAACAGCACCGCAUCAUAAACAGUAUACCCGAUGCGGCGGUAGUCAGCAAAUGCACAACAAAGCUAGAAGUGCCGCAUCCCAUAACUUCGCCAGUCAUAAACCCGGUCAUCCCGAAAAUUCCGAACGUGACCGACAUAAGUUUCCUGCCACGAUGCCAAAGCGCCAACGCAGCCGUCAACCUGGGCUUAGACCGAACUGACCUGGAACCUGGCUACACCAACAGCAACCCCAUGCAGAACGCUCUCGGCCCUUCAAUGAGCAUCAUCCACGCCAAUUCGCAAGAAACGAAGACCGAUCCCAGUCAGAAACCACGCGAGAAGAGCAAGCUGCGUGACGUAAGAGUUAACUCCGCGCACAGUAAACUCGAGAAGACCGAUAAGAAGAACUCAAAAAACGAGACGCCUAGAAGCACGCCCGAACUAAAAAUGUUUUUUCCGGAGCAGAGUGCCAACGCGCGAAAACCGGAGACAUCCGUCCCAAUAAACGUUAUCAACACGGCGGCGGUGACCAGCAAGGUGGAACCCAAGCCACCCAACGAGACCCCGAAGAAACAAGAUUUUUUUAAGAAGGAGAAAUCCCAUGCGGCGAAAUGCGACUCAAAGAAUGCGGCCAAGCACGAGAAGGGUUGUUCGGUCCAACUCAAUUUGAAAGCCGACCAAAAUGACCUGAAUAAAAUGUUGCCCAAGUUCAAAUAUGACAAUGAGCUGGUCCCGAAAGCGGAUUACGCCAUGAACCAAAUCCCGAAUUAUCACACUACUCACGCGCAGUACCAAUGGUCCGCUUGGGAUCCCAGGCUACAAGGCACCUGGGAUCCCAACAGGUUUCUGGAUAUGAAAAACAACGACAAAAACUACCUGGACAAGUUUCAAGGGUUCAACCUGCCACAUCUGGACCAGAUGCAGAAGUCACCGCAAAAGCUGCCGAAGUACGAUCAGAAGGAUUUUCACAAUCUCGCGUACGGGGCGUUGUCCAGCGGUAUAUACGGAACGACAGGCUUGCCGCAUUUCAAGGAGGCAAAAGCGCCGACCUCGAAGGCGUCCGAAUGCGCCCAGAAGAACGAGUGUAAGCCCAGUAAGCAGUCGAAGACCACGACCGCCUGCCAGACGCAGUGCGACUCCAAGAAGUCCCAGUCUCAAGGGCACAGCGCGGCCGAGGCCCAGUUGAAGCAGAUGAUGCAGCGGCAGGUGAACAAACAGCAGGAGGUAGUCACCAGCUGCGCGGAGUUCAGGCAACAGAGCCCCCAAGUGCUCACAUCGCCCGGCUGCAAGACGCCGUUCAGCCAGAACGGGCCGUGCGGCCAGGAGAAGACGGAGAUAGAGAAGAAGUCGCGGCAGCACUCCAAGAAGGAGGAGUCGCCGAAAGACGGAAGCAAGGAAGAGAUGUGCGAAGCCGUCAGCCCCGCGUUGCAGUCGAUGGGUGUCUACACGCCGGACUCUACUAGCAACUCUGUCCACUCGGUGCAGUACCCCGCCUGUGAGUUGGACGUGAGCCAGCUGGGCCUGGAGUCACCCACCAGCAUCGGCUCCGACCUGGCUUCGCCGUGCUCCAUGAUGCACAUGCAUCCAGUCCCCAGCCCCCAGUACCCGCACUCGUCGAUACACAUACCGUCCAUAAUGACACAGACCAACCAGCCUGCUAAGCAGCAAAAGAUCAACAAUCGAAAUAGGAGCGGUGCGCAGAGUGCGGGCGGCGGUGGUGGGGGCGGCGGGGGCGCGGGGGCGGAGUCGAAGGCGCUGCGCGGAGCGGCAACGCCGCCGGCCCGCCACCGCGCAACGCCGCCGCACCAGCCGCACGGUCAGAUUCCUCUUUUAUGCGGAGCGGUGAUGCAGGGCGGCGGCGGCUACCAGGGCGGCUACCUGUCGUUCCAGCAGCAGCAGCAGUACCACGGCGGCUGGGCGCCCUCCUGCUCGCUGAGCAAGCUGCAGCAGAUGGCCGAGGCGCCGCAGCACCACCCGCCGCACACGCCGCCCGCCCCCUCUGCUCCCCAGUAUGGGCAGCAAUCAGGGACUCCACCUGGUGGCCACUACCACGCCGCAGCCAAGUACUACACGCCAGCGCACAACCAGCUCGAGUCGCCUAGGAACGCAAGAAACACCACCAGCAACCUGAGUCCGAUGCAGCACAUGCAGAUGGCGCCCGGCUCGCGGAUGUCGCCGAACAUCAACACGCACAUAAUCAGCCAGUACGGGCUGAACGGGUACCGGGUGCCGCCGCAGCAGCAGUUCAACAACCUGCAGAUGAUGAACGUGCAGCCGGCGGUGCCGGUGCAGUAUCCGGCCGCGGACCCGCGCGCCCAGCAGCCGAACGUGUACGCCUACGCGGGCUACAUCAACCCGCCGCCGCCGCUCGCCAUGCAGACCCUCAAUUCGACGAUGCGCCGG
Molecule: messenger RNA, 7356 nt
Organism: Iphiclides podalirius (scarce swallowtail)
Lineage: Eukaryota; Metazoa; Arthropoda; Insecta; Lepidoptera; Papilionidae
Source: the annotation of a GenBank genome assembly